GAGAGAAGUUUUGGAAUCCUCGUUGCCUUCAAAGUGUUUGUUAAAAUGCCCCAAUCAGUUUCUUGGCUUACCAGUUCUUACCCUUCAUUGAAUUCCCCAUUCGCUAAAAUUUCGGCGCCUCCCCCUUUCACCUGCCCAUGAAAAUUGCAAAUCGAGAUGCAGAAGGUGGAUAUAAAUUUGGGGUCUCCAUCAUUAACAUUUCCUUUUGGGGAGAUAUUGAAUCAACAACCAAACAGCCCUCCUUUCCCUUUUAAGAAGCUCUUCCGUCGCCUCUCUUCCCUCUCCGCCUGACCCUUCAAUGGAAGUCUCAGCCGAUGAUCGUUUCGAUUUUGGGAAGAUGGGCUAUGGAUGCAAGCAUUAUCGCAGGAGAUGUAAGAUUCGAGCCCCAUGUUGUAAUGAAAUCUACCCCUGUCGCCAUUGCCAUAACGAAGCUACGAGUGUGAUGACCAGACCCUUUGAUCGUCAUGAACUCAACCGUUUCGAUGUUAAACAAGUUGUCUGUGCGGUUUGUGACACGGAGCAGCCAGUUGCUCGAGUUUGCACGAAUUGUGGGGUUAAUAUGGGGGAGUAUUUCUGUGAAAUAUGCAAAUUCUAUGAUGAUGAUGUAAAUAUUAUGAUUCUUAGUUCUUGUUUUUUUAUUCAUUAAGCGUGUGUUUACUUGGA
Molecule: messenger RNA, 663 nt
Organism: Cucurbita maxima (winter squash)
Lineage: Eukaryota; Viridiplantae; Streptophyta; Magnoliopsida; Cucurbitales; Cucurbitaceae
Product: E3 ubiquitin-protein ligase MIEL1-like
Exons: 6
Coding region: 299-646 (115 amino acids)
Biological process (GO): ubiquitin-dependent protein catabolic process; protein ubiquitination
Cellular component (GO): nucleus
Molecular function (GO): zinc ion binding; ubiquitin protein ligase activity
Source: RefSeq, a predicted model, not a curated record